Molecule: messenger RNA, 216 nt
Organism: Iphiclides podalirius (scarce swallowtail)
Lineage: Eukaryota; Metazoa; Arthropoda; Insecta; Lepidoptera; Papilionidae
Source: the annotation of a GenBank genome assembly
AUGAAACCGCUGACAACCCUAUGUAACAAGGAAGAAGCAUUCGUUCGGAGCACGCGCGUGCGCAACGCACUUGGACACGCUGUCUUGUUUGAGUCCACCGUUGAGCAUAGGCCACCCUCACACACAGCCACGAAGGACCAUCCUGAGCCACCUGCAAUCAUCGUCGUUUCAUCCGUCGCCCAUGGACAUCCACAACUCCAGGAGGGUUUCCUCCGA